Molecule: messenger RNA, 1476 nt
Organism: Rosa chinensis
Lineage: Eukaryota; Viridiplantae; Streptophyta; Magnoliopsida; Rosales; Rosaceae
Product: protein FAR1-RELATED SEQUENCE 5-like
Exons: 2
Coding region: 1-1476 (491 amino acids)
Biological process (GO): regulation of DNA-templated transcription
Source: RefSeq, a predicted model, not a curated record
AUGGGUAUGAUUGAAUGCCCUAGAGACGUGCUGGCAAAUAGGGGUGUGCAAAACACGGAUGUGGAAGCUACAGAUAGUUGUGAUUGUCAAAUAUCUAGCAAAUUGGAUUUUAGGAGUGGUAUAGACUUGAAUGGUUCUGUAGAAGUUGAAAAUAAUGAAGUUGGAGGUAGUGAAGAAGAGUCAGAAGAAGCCACAAAACCUAAUGAAACGGUUAAUUCUAUUCAUUCCAAAAUGCGUCAAGAAUUGAUUCUUGUAGUUGGUAUGGAGUUUGAAACAGAAGAUGAUGCACAUGCUUGUUACAAUCGAUAUGCAUAUAGAUUUGGUUUCAUUACUAGAUUAAGUAAAGCACAUAAAUCCUCCAGUGGCCUAUUGAGGGACAAGUUCUUUGUUUGCUCAGCCGAAGGUAAACGUGGAAGAGACAAGCAAAAUCUAUAUGUCAAAUCUCAUUGUGCUGAGACAAGAUUUGGUUGUAGAGCUAAGAUGAAAAUUAGGUAUGAUCUGUUAUCCAUAAAGUACAGUGUUGUGGAAUUUGUUGCUGAUCAUAUUCAUGUGACUUCAACUCCUAGUAAGACCCAUCUUUUUAGGUCUCAUAGGAAAAUCUCUCUUGCACAAAUUGUUCAAGCUGAUAUGGCUUACGAUUCAGGAAUCAAUCCAAAAGAAACUCUUGAACUAUUGAGUAGACAAGCUGGUGGUUGUGAGCAUUUGGGAUUUAUUCCAGAAGAUUAUAGGAAUUAUUUAUGUUCAAAGCGAACAAGAGAAAUGAAGUCAAGGGAUACCGGUGGUGUUUUGGAAUAUCUAGAAAGAAUGCAAUUGAAUGAUCCAAAUUUUGUUUAUGCAAUACAAGUGGAUGAGGAUGAUUUGUUAACCAAUAUUUUCUGGGCUGAUGUAAAGAUGAUGGUAGACUAUGAUUACUUUGGUGAUGUAGUAUGUUUUGAUACCACUUACAAGAAAAAUAAAGAAGGCAGACCUUUUGUGAUGUUUGUUGGUGUCAAUAAUCAUAAGCAAACACUUAUAUUUGGUGCUGUAUUGUUAUAUGAUGAGACCGCUGAAAUUGUCAUGUGGUUUUUUGAUACCUUUGCAAAUACAAUGUCUAGAAAGAAACCAAAGAGCAUUUUGACUGACCAAGAUCUUGCAAUGGCUAAAGCAUUAGCUUCACAAUGGCCAGAAACACAUCAUCGAUUAUGCAUUUGGCACAUAUAUCAAAAUGCAGCUAAGCAUCUUAGUAGUGUGUUUGAGAAGUUUAAGGAUUUUGCCGAAGACUUUAGCAGUAUCAUAUAUGAUUAUGAAGAUGUUGAAGACUUUUUAAUUGCUUGGAAGAAGAUGCUUGAAAAAUACAAUCUCCAAGAAAAUAAAUGGUUAGGCCGGUUAUUUGAUUUGAAGGAGAAAUGGGUUUUAGUUUAUGGGCAAGAAACAUUCUGUGCGAAUAUUAUCACUACCCAAUGCAGCGAAAGCAUGAAUAAUUUUAUCAAGAAGUAG